Messenger RNA from Stylophora pistillata, 2266 nucleotides. RefSeq lists its product as uncharacterized. NCBI's taxonomy places the organism in Eukaryota, Metazoa, Cnidaria, Anthozoa, Scleractinia, Pocilloporidae. The record is from RefSeq and is a predicted model, not a curated record.
AUGAGAAAAGAAGAGCGAGAGUUGUCGGAGCACAAUGAAAAAGUUAACAACAAACAAGAUGCCGGUCACCAUCGACAAGCUCAAGAUGUGUUAGAAAAUGAAUAUAACGGGGAUUUCUGGAUGAAAGUACGUUUAGAGCAGACUAAGGGACUGUCAUGGAGUAGAGCCAUGGAUCAAGUUACUGUUGAAAGACUUAUCCAGGAAUACAAGGAUACUGGAGAAAUAGAUGAUGAGGAUCCAGCCCUUUUGAUGUUAAAACUAUGGCCAGCAUCUAACUACUACAAAGAUAACCCUGACAAACUCCAAGGUCUUGAACAGAAGAUAAAUUGUCUUUUGGAGAUAAUGCUAGAAAGUGAACUGAAUGCCAACAGCAGAUAUGAGAUAUUCAGAGAUGAAGAAGAUAAAACAAAGAAAACAUUGCUGCACUAUGCCUCGGAACUUGGAUUUCUACAGGUCACCAAGACACUUGUGAAGAAAUGUCCUGUGCUUCUAACUAUGCAGACAGAGGAAUUUAGGGAAAAAAGAGCCAUGUUUGCAGUUGAAUUGGCCAUUUUAGCAGGAAAUGACGAGGUUGCUGCAUACUUGAUCAGGAUGAUGUGGCAUGAAAGAAUAUUGAGAUUAUUUUUUUGGAGACCUGCAGUUAAUGUAAGAAAUCCUCAGCCAUCUUUCUUUAGUUUCAAGUCCAUUAUUGACAAUCCUAAAAUGAAGAAAACAGUGGUAGCAGUACUAGACCAGAUGGUGAAUCCUCACUGGCCAUAUCUUCCAAAACGCAAGGAUAGCUAUGAAAAUGAAAAAGAGAAAGAGGUAGUUGAGGGUGCCUGGCAUACAAUCACAGAUGAUCCUUUGGAUUAUCAUUUUCGUUAUCAUAUUUUGGAUGGUGAUGAGAGGGGACGGCCCCCAAAAGUCAAAUCACCAGGAGGACAGGGACAGAAAGAAAACAAAUUUUUCAACUGGAGGGACAAGUCUUGUUUACAUGUCAUUGCACAGAGCAGAAAUAUGGCACUUAUUGACGAAGGUCUGCAAUUUCUGGGACGUUUGGUUAGUUGUUCUCCACGUUUCAGAGCCAUAGAGGAGGACUGCUUUGACAUUGUGGACCCCACACAAUAUGGGGGUGAAGCAGAUUCACUGCGUGGGUUUUGUGAGAUUUUCACCCUUAUGAUGGUGGUCUUUUACUUAUGUGAAGAAAUUAAUCAAAUGAGAAUAGAGGGGAACUCGUACUUUACAGAAUGGAUGACCCUGUUUGACUGGUUAGGCCUGCUGCUGAUCCUGUGUUUAAUACCCUUACGGUACACACAAAAUAAAGCUCAGUGGCUGGUGGCUUCUUUAGCUUUCUUGCUCAACUUCCUAAGGAUCUUUAAGUUUUCUUGCCUGACAAGGACAACAGGAUUAUACACUCAUACCCUGGCUAAGAUCAUUUUACAUGACGUCACAAGAUCCAUGGCAGUUUUUGCUGUGAUAUUUCUUUCCUUCUGUGGUGCAUUGUCUUUAUCACUCUGUUACUCCACUGAAAACCAACAUCUAACCUAAAAAUAUUUUUCUCUUAACAUUAGUGACUUCGGAGAUGUGUUACUGAGUGGCAUUCGCGCACCGUCUGAACAGCGACCAAUAGCUGACGACUACUCAAAUCUCAACUGGCUCUCUAUUCUGUUGAUGAUGGCCUACAUGGGGACUGUGAUCGUGAUUCUCUUCAACAUUCUCAUUGCGCAGAUGAGUACAACCUACACACAGGCCAAGAAAGUCGCUCGUUUAGAAUAUGAUGUAGAUCGUAUUUUACAGCUAACUCGCAUGGAAAGGUUUCCUUUCCUGAACUUGCGUGUAAAGUAUUACAAAGAGGAAGACUGGAUCAGCGAAAUGAAACUCGCGCAAGAGCUUCUUGAAUUCAGUGAAGAACGCAGUCCUUGGGAGUCGGUGGAAGAGAAACUCAAUGCGAUCCGGAAUAUGAUGAGGAAGAUGGUGAAACAGAUGAGGCCUGGAAGCGGAUAAAGGAAAUUCUGUGCCCACGUGACUACGGUGGGAAUAUGUCCCUAGUCUCCAUUUUUGUGCGCCGGAUUCUUUAGUAAUUUAACUCGUAAUAGUGUAGGUUGAAGACGCCAUAGUGUAGGUUGAAGGCUCUGAGAUUUUUUUUUCUUUUGUCUUCUGAGUUAUUUUCGUCAGGAAACCAAAAGAAGGGUCAUUGAAAAUGAAAUGAGAUGACUCAGAAAUGGCCAGUCAGAUCUAAUAGCAAAGUGCAAUAUAAAAAGCGUUUAAGCAAAUCGAUUGGUUGUGA